UCUGAGGGGGCCUGAACUUCCUGUACAUAUUAAUGCUCAAAAUAUUUCUAGACAUCAGGACACACAUUGAGAAUAUAACAAGGUCCGCUUCAGAAAAGCUUCUAUUGUUAAUUACUUGUUGACACUGGAACUAUUUCAAAGUAAAUAAAGUUAUGGCUGAGAAAAUGGACACAAGAGAGAGACAAAAGAAAACAGAUGAUAUCUAUGAAAAUGUGGAUGCAAUAAGAGGCAAAAUCACAAUGGAGAUAGAAGACUUGAAUAUAAAGAGAAUCCAUCCGUCUGAACACACAGGAAGUGGUUCUGUGAGGAUCAGAAGCUCCAGAGCAGCUGUAGUGUGUUUGGUUCUGCUGUGUGUUCUUCUGCUGGCUGCAGUCACAGUCCUGUGUUUCUUUUUCACUCAAGAACGACAACAGCUCAUAUCCAAGAAUGAAAACCUGACCAAUGAGAGAGAGCAGCUGAUGCUCAAGAACACAAACCUGACCAAUGAGAGAGAGCAGCUAAUCCUCAAGAACACAAACCUGACCAAUGAGAGAGAGCAGCUAAUCCUCAAGAACACACACCUGACCAAUGAGAGAGAGCAGCUGAUGCUCAAGAACACAAACCUGACCAAUGAGAGAGAGCAGCUGAUGCUCAAGAACACAAACCUGACCAAUGAGAGAGAGCAGCUAAUCCUCAAGAACACAAACCUGACCAAUGAGAGAGAGCAGCUAAUCCUCAAGAACACAAACCUGACCAAUGAGAGAGAGCAGCUAAUCCUCAAGAACACAAACCUGACCAAUGAGAGAGAGCAGCUAAUACUCAAGAACACAAACCUGACCAAUGAGAGAGAGCAGCUAAUACUCAAGAACACAAACCUGACCAAUGAGAGAGAGCAGCUAAUCCUCAAGAACACAAACCUGACCAAUGAGAGAGAGCAGCUAAUACUCAAGAACACACACCUGACCAAUGAGAGAGAGCAGCUAAUACUCAAGAACACAAACCUGACCAAUGAGAGAGAGCAGCUGAUACUCAAGAACACACACCUGACCAAUGAGAGAGAGCAGCUGAUUCUCAAGACUGAAAACCUGACCAAUGAGAGAGAGCAGCUAAUAUCCAAGACUGAAAACCUGACCAAUGAGAGAGAGCAGCUGAUUCUCAAGACUGAAAACCUGACCAAUGAGAGAGAGCAGCUGAUGCUCAAGAACACAAACCUGAUGCUCAAGAACACAAACCUGACCAAUGAGAGAGAGCAGCUGAUGCUCAAGAACACAAACCUGACCAAUGAGAGAGAGCAGCUAAAAUGGGAUAAAAAUUACCUUGAGAAAUGUCUCGUUAAAGUGGAUGGCUGGAUUUACUAUCAAUGCCAUUUUUACUACAUGUCCACUGAGAUGAGGAGCUGGAAUGAGAGCAGAAGAUACUGUACAGAGAGAGGAGCAGAUCUGAUCAUCAUAAACAACAGAGAGGAACAAGAAUUUGUUAAGAACAUUUCUGGUUAUGAUGCUUUCUGGAUUGGUCUGACUGACAUUGAGGUGGAAGGCAGCUGGAAAUGGGUUGAUAACAGCACACUGACCUCUGGGUUCUGGUGGCAUUGGUCUCCUAGCUACUCUUACUAUUCAAACUGUGCUCUAAGCUAUAGCUCUGGGUGGUUUGAUUAUUCAUGUUAUGAAACUUUUAAAUGGAUCUGUGAGACAAGUACUUCACAGAUUGUGUCCUAGGAACAUAAUAAAAAAUGUUCUCAUAACAUUACCCACAUGCAACAUUAUAAAAAUUGAUUAAAUGUACUCAUCUAAAACAUUUAAAUAAAUAAUUGUGGAGGCACUUUACGAACAUGCCUGAUUAACCUGUCAGACUUUUGUUUAAUUUUUUUUUUCUUUAUUGUUUGGGGAACUCUUUGUGAGCAAUUUCUCAAAAAAUUUUUGCAUAUCAAACAUAUUUGUUUUGAAGAACUUAUUUUUUUAUUUAAAUCAUUUUCUACUUAAAAAAAAGGAAAAAAAACAACAACUUUAUUUUAACAAUAUAUUCUACAGUUCUACAAUACUACAGAUAUAAAGGUAUAGCACCUGUUUUCCACAAAAGUAAAUAAAUAAAUAAAAGCAACAACAACAGCUACAAAAAAAACCCUUAGCAAAAUAAGUAAUCUGAUUGGAUAAGAAUAAUGUUCACCCUUUAUAAAGUACCCUAUGGUGUAACGGUACCAAUCACCUCAGAAGCCAGUCAUAACAAGAAACACUGUAACCACCUAAACCUAGUAGUGCAUGUCGCCACACACAUAAACACACAUUUGAUCAACUGUGUGUUCUGCACAAGGUACUAAAUA
Molecule: messenger RNA, 2296 nt
Organism: Carassius gibelio (silver crucian carp)
Lineage: Eukaryota; Metazoa; Chordata; Actinopteri; Cypriniformes; Cyprinidae
Product: C-type lectin domain family 4 member F-like
Exons: 6
Coding region: 153-1694 (513 amino acids)
Source: RefSeq, a predicted model, not a curated record